UUCUCCGCGUUUUUUCUUACAAGAGAAAAGAACAAAUAUAUAAACUAAAUCAUAGGGUUUCAGCUUCCAAUCCUCACUGAAUACGUCUGUGUUUCGGUCCCUAUCCUGGAAAGAAAUCAUGUCUUGAUUCGGUGCUGCACUUUCCUAAAGAAAACUUGUAUAAGCAAAUGACCAUGGACGUCUAAGAUCUUCAACGGGGGUCAGCCCACUGUUUGGAAACACGUUAUAUUGACAACAUUGAUUCGGUGUUUUGCUUAAACCCUCUCUCUCUCUCUCUUCCCGUUGCAUGUGCAAAGCAGCAAAGAGAGUAGAUUAUCAGCAACAAAAGAUGGAGAAGGGUAUUCAUUUCCCAUAUCACCCUAUUGAGUUUAUCAUGCCACCUUCUUUAAACAAUGUCAGAGAUAUUUCAAUCAAAACCAUCCCUUCUGCAUCAAAGCCCGAGAUCAAAAAGGUUCUAGAAUCAGUAUAUUCUUACGAAGUUGAAAAGGUACGGACGCUAAAUAUGAAAGGAAAGAAGAAGAUGAGAGGGGGCCGCUUGAUUGCAAAACCAGAUUACAAGAAGGCUUAUGUAACUCUAAAGAGUCCUGUAUCAUUCUCUCGAGAGUUCUAUCCUAUCCGUUUAGUUGAAGAAGAGAGGAAGAGCAUAAAUAAGAAGACAAAAUCAAGCACCAUCAAGGAGUGAGGAAUCUCACUAGCUUCACAGCAAGAAAGUUAUGAGCUGAUUUAUGCCUGAGUAGCAAUCAAGUUAGAGAGGCAGCACUUGCUUUCAGGCUGAUCCACACACUGGUGUGUCUAAGUUUUCAUACAGCAGAAUGUGUCUUUAAAGGCAGUAAGGCUCUUCGGAAAGAUUUUCCUCUGUUUUGUAGUUUAGAUAUCUCUUUUUACUAGGAGUUGGAAAGCAUAAAUGCCCAUUAUCUAUGUUUGAUUACCCAUGCGGGAGACAGAAAGAGUAUUGGCUGCUUUGGUCAAUUGUGAUUUUGAGGAAGAUUUUCUUAUGUUUUGUAAUUGUCUGAGUUAGAAAGCAUAAUUAAAUGUUUUUUCUGUUUGAUUACUGAUAUUGAAGGGGAGGCUAUUGAUUUCGCCAA
This is a messenger RNA of Alnus glutinosa, 1085 nucleotides long. RefSeq lists its product as uncharacterized. Gene Ontology annotation, biological process: mitochondrial translation. The record is from RefSeq and is a predicted model, not a curated record. Gene Ontology annotation, molecular function: structural constituent of ribosome. The transcript has 3 exons. Lineage: Eukaryota; Viridiplantae; Streptophyta; Magnoliopsida; Fagales; Betulaceae. Gene Ontology annotation, cellular component: ribosome; mitochondrial large ribosomal subunit. Bases 287 to 682 code for a protein of 131 amino acids.